Messenger RNA from Anopheles moucheti, 3621 nucleotides. It is a transcript of the gene Syn2, whose product is annotated as gamma-1-syntrophin. The coding region runs from base 217 to 1746 and encodes 509 amino acids. The record is from RefSeq and is a predicted model, not a curated record. Lineage: Eukaryota; Metazoa; Arthropoda; Insecta; Diptera; Culicidae. Gene Ontology annotation, molecular function: structural molecule activity; protein binding. The transcript has 11 exons. Gene Ontology annotation, cellular component: intracellular anatomical structure; dystrophin-associated glycoprotein complex.
AAACAAUCAUUGCUCGCUGCUGCUGCUGCUGCUGCUGUCCCGAAAUAAAAACACGGAAAACGGAGUCACCAGACGGUGAGGUGAAGCUCACAUCACAUCAGCAUACAAAGGAGACGCAGCGGCACGAAGAAACAAAAAAAAAACAGCACACGCACCCCAAAUCGACACCCGAGACACCCAACUCGCAUCCAAAACACCCAGCAUUAGAAGCAAAAUAUGAAGAUCAACGCGUCCAAGAUGGCGACCCCGAUCGAAGAGAAAGUUGAUCAGAAUCUGAAGACCCGCACCGGGAUGGUUAUGAUAAGCGAUGGCAAAAGCAAACCAGAGCUUGCCCGGCUGCAUCUGUCGAUGGAGAUGAUCACGAUCCAGAAGCAGGACACGACCACACCCGCCCCAACACCCACGAACGCCACACAUCCGCCUAUUGAGUCUAAGGAACGCAUGGUACAGAUCACGCGCCAGAAAGUGGGAGGCCUUGGACUGAGCAUAAAGGGUGGCGCCGAGCAUAAACUGCCGAUACUGAUAUCACGCAUCUACAAGGACCAGGCGGCCGACGCAACAGGUCAGCUGUUCGUUGGGGAUGCCAUCAUCAAGGUGAACGGUGAAUACAUCACAGCCUGUCCACAUGACGACGCGGUCAACAUUCUCCGGAAUGCUGGCGAUAUCGUGGUCCUCACUGUGAAGCAUUACCGUGCCGCUACGCCAUUCCUGCAAAAACAAUUAAGCCGAGAAACGCCCGAGUCGGACAAUGAUGCGACGUGCGCCGAGCUGAAGGCGGAUGAAAAUUGGAAAUCGGUCAACAGUAGCCGACCGGUGUCCAUCAGUUCCGAGCCGGAAAAUCGAUGGAUCGACUUGGUUUCGGUGCCCCUAAUGAUGGCGUACGUCACGAGGUACAUCUACGGCACGGACAAACUGCGACCGAAUGCGUUCGAGGUGCGAGGACUAAACGGGACCACAACCGGCAUCAUACACUGCGACGAUCUAGCCAUACUCAGCCAGUGGCUAAAGUACAUCACCGACAACGUGGUCGGACUGACCAGCCUGCAGAUGAAGCUGUUCAACCGAAACUUCCCCGUCGGCGAACGGAUCGAGUACAUGGGCUGGGUGAACGAGGGCGUCAUCAACAAUCACAUCUCCUGGCAGAGCUACAAGCCGCGCUUUCUGGUGCUGAAGGGUACCGAGGUGAUGCUGUUCGACUCGCCACCGCUCAACGUGACCGGCCUGACGAAGGCGAACGUGGCCUACAAGGUGUACCAGACGAUGUUCCGCGUGGUGAAGGAGUCGGAAACGGUCGACUCCCGGCAGCACUGCUUCCUGCUCCAAAGCUCCGGUCACGAGCCGCGCUACCUGAGUGUGGAGACGCGCCAGGAACUGCUGCGGAUUGAGAACAGCUGGAACGCGGCGAUCGUUACGAGCGUUAUCAAGCUCGGUCGCAAAACGUUCGCCGUGUCCCACCACGGCAAAACGGGCGGACUUACCCUAGACUGGCAGGCCGGAUUUUCCCUAACCGAGGGUGCGGAUGCGGCCGUUAUCUGGCAGUACAAGUUCUCGCAACUGCGCGGCUCCAGCGAUGAUGGCAAAUCGAAGUUAAAGCUUCACUUCCAGGACCACGAAACGCGCACCAUCGAAACGAAGGAGCUCGAGUGUCAUGUGCUGCAAAGUUUGCUGUUCUGCAUGCAUGCCUUUCUGACGGCGAAAGUUGCUUCCGUCGAUCCCACCUUCCUGAGCUCGAUCCAGCAGGCCUAGAACGGUAGGUCCGGCGGAUUACUUCCCAACCGGGGGUGCUGUGAUGUGCUUCUCGACCGCACGGGACAGUUCAAUGCUGGGCGUCCGGCACCGGACGGGACAACUUUCCCCGUUCCCAGUUCUGCGACUGGUUUGCUCACAGCGAACCAACCAAGUGUCCCGAGGUCGAGCGUCAAAUGCACAAACCUUCAGGAUGCUGCCCUGGGAUCCCUCGUCCGCGUGGGAUAGCCAUUGUCAACCGAGAGCUUACAGACUUCAACGAACUGACCCCAGAUGUCAUCGCGCAAUACGAUUAAUUAAACGAUUAUAUACCCAUCACCGUGCUGAUGUUUGGAGGGAACUCGCGCCACCUUUAAAUUCGAUGGAUUCGAUUAAUACACCCGGAGGGAACCGUCCUGCCGUGGAGACGUUUAGCUUUAUCCCGCGCGCCGGUAGCAUUAGUCUAGAUUGUUCGUAAAAGCGAAAGUAAUCGAGAAGAAAUUUAUUCGUUGGCACAUACCCGCAUCAAGAAUAGCCACUUAAGGAUAGGUUUCAUUCGUUGUGAUUGUUGGCUACUGUUGUUGUCGAGCGUUGGAAGAAAGCUCCCGGGAAAUAUUGGGUUCGAUUAGUUUAGGUUUUGUUCUAGUUUAAGCAACAAAAAAAAAAGAUGAUGCACGUGCAGACAGUCAAACUGAAGCGAAUAUUUGUACAGAGUCACAGAGCGUUGAUAUCUUCCCGCUGCACGCAAGAAUGUCUCUCAAAAAGGGUUUUGCACCGAAAUACGACGGGUCCAUUUCUACGCAAGAUCACCUCUUGAAGAUCUUCCUUCUCCCGUGUGAGAAAUACCAUUACUAUAUUGAAAAACCAACUUCAUGUGACCGUGGUGACUUCCAUAAAUCCAAAGAGAAACGUUAGAAAACUCCAUUCCACACUCCAACCAGUUGUGGAAUUAAUACGUGACCGAAUGCCCUGACUGACUGACUGACGAACUUCCCCAACGCGUGCAACGUGCCGAGUCCCUGGGCACCCUGAUUGAUGGCAGUAAUUUUCAUUGCGAACGUUCCUUCGCUCGUCCAUCAACUAGCCCUCCGUAUGGGCCUCCACCAGCUAGAACCACUUGGAGCACCAGCACUAGCAAACCUUGGACCACGUAAAGCGAUUUACACGGAUUUAAUUGCAAAUCCACCAAGAAGUAGGACAUUGUUAGCUCUGUUGUGGUGCGUUCCACAUUGGCAAAGUGUCGCGGUGGAGGUGUUGUUAAUUAUUAGGUCACACAACAUAACUGAGCUGAAGGAUGGAUAGGCACAGGCGGUGUAGAAUUCCCACCAGGCGUUUUGAAAUCUUCGCAUGACGGUGAGUUUGACUCUGUUUUUUUGUCCUCCAAAAUAGUGCACAAAGUCCACCAUCCAAAAAACGAACCAUUUAGAAUCGGCUCGCUUGUACAGUAGAAGGGGUGGAACAAAAGGGCAGGAAAAUAAUGCCAGCAGCACCAUCAACAUCAGCUCCGAUGUUUCUCAGAUAGUUUAUACUAUUAGACGCACAUAAUGUUAUAGCAACCGUACUAACGUAACGCAACUCUUUCAGUGCCGCAAACCGAGCACACUGGAAACAUUUACCCACCAGCAAACAGCAAAAGCAAACACGUUUAAAGUAUGUAGUACGAUAUUGGGAGAUUAAAUCAAAACCCUUACACUGUCACUUUUCCCUCCGCCGAAAGCCAGAUGUAAACUCGAAAUAGAACAAUUUAAUAACUACGCCCAGUAAACUUGGUAGAUAGAUAGUAAUGGCAGGUAACUUCACCAAUUUUAACAAACUCUAAAGCAAAUGAAAAGGAUAACAAGUUGAAAAGCCGAACAGCAACAGUUACAAGUAAAGGUAAUUAACCUAACGUCUACU